Adelges cooleyi (spruce gall adelgid) is the source of this 2843-nucleotide messenger RNA. RefSeq names its product glycerophosphocholine phosphodiesterase GPCPD1. The record is from RefSeq and is a predicted model, not a curated record. Gene Ontology annotation, molecular function: glycerophosphocholine phosphodiesterase activity; starch binding. The transcript is spliced from 17 exons. Gene Ontology annotation, biological process: glycerophospholipid catabolic process. Bases 229 to 2523 code for a protein of 764 amino acids. Lineage: Eukaryota; Metazoa; Arthropoda; Insecta; Hemiptera; Adelgidae.
ACAAAGAUCCGUGGCUUGCAAUUUGCAUAAUGCAUAUUGCAGUAUUGCAUUGUGUAGUUCGUUGAUUCGCGUGUCACUGCGGACACAAUACUAAACAAAAUGUUUCAAUAUUAUUUUAAAUAAUCUAAUGCACAGGUAGAUAGUUCCUGCUUCUUUCAACAUUCUCAAACUCGCUCAUCUUCGUAUUAUUGAACCAGCGGAUUAUCAAUUAUAGAAUAUUAUUUCAACAUGCAACAGUGGUGGGAUAACGAUGGGUCGAGUGAUGAAGACCUCGAACGUCUAAAAUCUAAAGACACAAGAGAAUCCGAUAAUAGUGCCAAUAAAAUUGGCUCAUUGAAAGAAAAUACAUUUACUGUCGAAGCGGAGACAACUGUUGGUCAACAAAUAUGCGUGUCUGGCAACUGUGACGCUUUAGGUAACUGGAGUGUAAACGAAGCAGUUGUGCUAACUAAUACACAAAUGACUCGAGAACGAAACAAUCGUACUCAUUACAUAUGGACUGGGAAAGUAGAUUUACCUACAGACAAACAAGUACUAUUCCGGUACUUUGUCGCUUAUAUUUUAGAGCCCGACGGUGUUAAUAUAAAGAAAAGAAAUGUUUUAGUUCACUCGUGGGAAUCGCAUUACGAACCUAGAGUUGUACCAUGUAACGAUGAAGCCCAAGGAACUAGUUGUGAUUUAUACGGCAUACGAGAUGGAAGCAAACAAGUCAAUCGAGGAUUUUUGACUAAAGAAUAUGCAAUACAAUUCAAACUGUACAAUUAUCCGAUCAGAUUUUGGAAGUCAAAGUUGGAAAAUCAAUUGGACUUGGUGUGCGUUAAAGUUACACCCGUACAGUUGUCGAAACUUCCACCAGAGUCUGGCGAUGCGUCUCCAAGUAAUUUGUUGAGCGAAGAUUUGAGUUCGCGAGGAUCAAACGCAUUCGGAUGGCCGUUUGUAGAGGUUACGAACAUACCUGGUGACUAUAGCUUCCAGUUGCAAAAACAAUUUGGUACUCUUUUGAAAAAAGAUACUUUACAUAUUUAUCAAACUAAAGUCCAUAACUUUGCUCAAACGGGAUAUCUUUUCGAUAUUUAUCUUCAAAAAGAAAGUUUCGAACAGCCGCCGUAUCAUGUCGGUUUCACUUAUGUACUACCGAAUAGUAUGAAACACAGUACAGGAGUAAUAAUAGCACCUAUUACGAGCAUUCGCCAUCAACCUAUUGGUGAACUCAAAAUCGACUAUUUCAUCGUAAAGCCGUCAAAAAAUAUCGUUUGCACAAUGGAAAAAGUCAAAACCAUCGAUUGGAAAAGUUCAUACGAUCCGUUGGACAUUGGCCAUAGAGGAUCUGGUUCGACCUUUAAAAAACUUAUAUCCGACUGUUCGAAUAUACGUGAAAAUACGAUUGCGUCUUUGAGAGAAGCAGCUAAUAAAGGUGCAGAUUUCGUUGAAUUUGAUGUGCAACUAACUAAUGAUUUGGUGCCAAUUAUAUAUCACGACUUUAAAGUGUCGAUGGCUACUAGAUCGAAAACGGAUAUUUUGGCAGAAGACGUUGAAAUGAUUCAAGUACCUUUAAAACAGUUUUCUUUUGAACAACUUCAGCGAUUAAAGAUCUACCACGUCAAAGAACCUUACAGUUUAUCCAAAGGUCAUUUCUUAAACGAUACGCGAAACGACUAUCAACCUUUUCCAAAACUUGAAAAAGCGUUCACCAAUGUAGACGUCAACGUCGGCUUUAACGUAGAGUUAAAAUGGACCAUGGAGUUACAGGACGGAUCGUAUGAACUUGAAAAUCCAUUCGAUAUGAAUUUAUUUGUCGACAAAAUUCUGCAAACCACUUUUGAACACGCAAAUACCCGAAGCAUAGUGUUUUCUUGUUUUCAUCCUGACGUUUGCACAAUGCUCAGAAUGAAGCAAAACAAAUAUCCCGUUAUGUUCUUAACACAAGGCGUGACCAAACGGUACCCUUCGUACGAAGAUCCUCGGUGCCAUACUAUACAAUCGGCUGUAUACCACGCUGCGUGUCACGACUUAAUGGGAAUCAAUGUGCAUUCAGAGGAUUUAUUGCGCGACCCUUCUCAAAUAAGUAUGGUUAAAAAAACUGGAUUAGCGUUGUUUUGCUGGGGCGAUGAUAACAACUGUAAAGAUGUGGUAAACGAGUUCAAAAGACUAGGCGUAAACGCUAUAAUAUACGACAAGUUGGACAAGAGUGAAUUUAAAAAAUCCAAGUGCUCUUCGGAUAAGCCGACCUUUUUUAUCACGGAAGACUGUUGUGAUCAAAAUUUACUGUUUAUUAAAAAGGACGAAGUGUCUACACUACAAAUGAGCGAAGUGGAACAGAACGAUAAAAACAAAUACGUUAUGGACAUUGGGAAAAAUGGCUUUAAAAAUCAAUGUGCGUCCACUAUUUCCUUAUGGAACGAAGAAUGUAACGGAAAUCUUAAAAAUGCCGCUUCGAAAAUACAAAGGUUUGACAACGAUGAAGGAGCGCAAGAAAAUCACGUAAUGCCAUCAUCGUCAAAAAAAUUAAAGUCUGAUGAAUGAUCGCGUUUUGCCAAAUAAAUCUUUGAAGACUUUCUCUACAUACAUAUUUAAAUAAUCAAAAAAUAUUUGGGGCUUAAUUUUUAUUACACAUCUUUUAGGGUACGGUUUUUUACCCACUAAAGAUCACUAAUAAUCUUAUUUAUUUUUGGCUGUUAUUUAUUUUAUAUUCAUAGCUCAUAUUAAAUUUAUAUUUUAUAUAAUAAAGAAUUAGGCUAUAUUUGGCUGUUGAAUUAACUACGUUAGGUUGUUGAUUGUGAUGUUAAAUUAAUUAGUAAUUAAUGUAAACUUAAAUAUCUUCCCCAGAUUAUUAUUUAUAUAAU